CGCGAGCUCGACAUCAUCAACCUCACUCAUAUCGUCCACCAAAACACGACGAUACGCACGAUAACAACGAUGCGUCUCUCUAUUGCUGCGCUGGCAGCUACAGUAUCAUGCGCUGCGGCAUUCAAGGAUACGAGUCCGUUUGUGAUGUUCUCUGAUUCUGAAUUACCCCAAAACCUCAACACCCUCCAACUCCAAACCUCAUCCUCCAUCCUCGCCUCCGCGAAAUCACAUCUCUCCACCUGCCCCUCGCAAAUCUACUACAUCCUCACACAGCCCUCACUCCUCGCUUCCGAGCUCAAAACACAGGCACCACAUCUCAAGAAUGCGGUCGGACAUGAAUCUGUGAAGGGAAGGCUGGCGGUUAAUGAGGUAGUCGGGUUGAAGGCUGGGGAUGCAGAGGAGUUGAUUAGCGUAUUGGAGAAGAAGUGUGGUGCUGUUGUGGGAAGUGAAGCGCGAGAGGGGAAGAGUGUGGUUGUUAGGAGGGAGUGGAAGGGUAUUGAGGGGGAGAAGGAGGAGAGGAGGAGGAUGGUGGAGGAUUUUGAUUCAACGCUCUACCCCCUCUUUCAAAGCCUCUCCACCGGCCCAAAAUACACAGUCAUCCUCCUCACAACACCAGCGACCAACAUCUCCCCAUCUCAACCCAAAUCCAACGAGCUCGAAAACGAUAUCGUUUAUGAGCCUAAGUUCAUGGAGCCGCUGCAUAUGGAUCUCAAGAGGGAUAUCUAUGCUCGCGAGAGGAACGAGUCGGGUAUUGUGGAUCGGAGGCCGUUGUUUGAGAAGUAUAACUUUUUGUCGCCUGGUCUCUUCAUGGGUCUCCUAGUAUCCCUCCUCCUCCUCGCCAUCCUAAGCGUAGGAAUUGGUGCUAUCUCCAGCUUAGAAGUCUCGUACGGUGCAUUUGACAAGGAGAUGGGUCCUGCGGCUCAACUGAAGAAUAAGCAAUAGACUGUAUGUUUUGCUUUGUUUCUGUGUUUUUUUGUUGGGACCACCGAUGGGGCUUGGUUCUGGAAAUGCUUCGAUGACGUGAGAGCAUCGAGAGGAUGAGGGGUGCAUGAAGAAGAGAAUGAUUGACAUGGUGGACGGAGGAAGAAGACUGUCUUGAUAGUAUGUAUAGAGUAUGCAUGGAUGCAAUGAAUGCUU
Messenger RNA from Cadophora gregata, 1137 nucleotides. RefSeq lists its product as uncharacterized. The record is from RefSeq and is a predicted model, not a curated record. NCBI's taxonomy places the organism in Eukaryota, Fungi, Ascomycota, Leotiomycetes, Helotiales, Ploettnerulaceae. Gene Ontology annotation, cellular component: endoplasmic reticulum membrane. The transcript is spliced from 4 exons. Bases 70 to 942 code for a protein of 290 amino acids. Gene Ontology annotation, biological process: fungal-type cell wall biogenesis; (1->6)-beta-D-glucan biosynthetic process.